Bursaphelenchus xylophilus (pine wood nematode) is the source of this 10855-nucleotide messenger RNA. NCBI's taxonomy places the organism in Eukaryota, Metazoa, Nematoda, Chromadorea, Rhabditida, Aphelenchoididae. The record is from the annotation of a GenBank genome assembly.
AUGUUGCCGGCAUUUGGCCGUGCCUCGCCCUGGCUUUAUCUUCUAUUGUCCCUUCUAGUGGACCUCCCUUCAGCACAAAGUAUAAAUUUGAUUAAUUCAACUCAUCUCGUUAUCUUAUCCUUCUUAACCUAAGUCUUCUUUAGGAUCCAAUCCUUGUAACGAUUACUCUCUCCAUGACUGUGAUCCCCUCGCAGAAUGCUACAGUGAACAGCCCGGCUUCUUCCAAUGUCGCUGUCCCAAGGGAUUUGUGGAUUUAUCAACGGAUAAGAGAAAUCCCGGUCGGAAAUGUGUGCGCGGUGAGUUUUUUUGUAUGUUCUUCUUUUUAAUGCCUUUUUUGGAGUUAUUGUGGCUAAUUACGGUAGCCGGGAGAAUGAAUGGGUUUUGCAAUUCGAGGGGCAUUCAAACUUUUUAUGAUUUAUAUUUUUUUUAAUUUAAUUUUUUUAUUUUACAUUGGAGAAUUACGAGGAUAUUUAACUAGGUCAGACAUUAGGGGUACAGUAAUCGGGAGUCGUUUUGUGCUAAGGAAGGCUUAAUGUGAUUCUGACAUAUUGUCCCUACCUGGGGAUUGAUGGUUUUAUUUGUACCCUCUGAUUCAUUCGAAUUGAGAUCAGAUGACUCAGCUGAAUUACCUGGUUGUUUUGACCGUGGGAUGUUCGGCCUUGUCUUUCUGGAAGAUGGGCUUUUUGUUUCUACUAGACGACAUGCAAACGAAGCAGCAUGACACAAUCGCUGAUUUCAAGGUUAAAUCCACCUUCUUCCCCUUUUACCGACCGAAUUUCCGCGCUCCUACAGCCUUCAAGGCCGGCUUUAAUGUAGAGCACAACGUAAUGCCACCGCAUAACGAGCCCGCAUUGGAAAAAGUUAGGGUGGUGCCAGUCCGAAUCACCGCCAGAUAUAAUUUAUCACUUCGAAACAUCUAAAAUUGCUCAAAAAGCGGAAAUAAUUGAAUUGCGAGACCUCUUUCAGAAACAAAUGAAUGUCUUCUGGGCACUCACGAAUGUGAUCCACAUGCCGAAUGCAUUAAAACCAGGUCUGGAUACACUUGUCGAUGCAAUGCUGGCUUUGUUGACUCUUCAGUGGACAAGUUGCAUCAUCCAGGAAGGAGUUGCAAACAAGGUAUCAUCCGAUCAAAUCACGCACACAUCCCUUUCAGGUCACUCUUGUUUAAAUUCCGAUUGUGCUCCUGAGGCAGAAUGCCAUCCAUCAGCUACUGGCUACAACUGUCAGUGUGGAUCUGGUUAUGUAGAUGUUUCCCACCAACAUGGCCGUCCAGCUGGUCGAGUUUGCAGAGCUGUAAUCAACGAAUGUCAAGGGAAUAAACAUGAUUGUUCGAUGAAUGCUACUUGCAUUGACACCGCUGAUUCUUUUACUUGUCGAUGCAAGGAUGGCUUCAGAGAUGAUAGCCAGAAUCAGCAGGACAGACCUGGAAGAAUCUGCACCAAAAGUGAUUUAUUUAGUUAAAGAUAAUUAUUUUAUUAGUUACAUAACAUAAUGUAAUCCUGUUUUAGCUGAAUUACCCCCGGUUCCUGAGUGUAAUGUGAAUGAUCCUAUUAGUUGCGAUAAAUCCAAGCUGGAAGUUUGUUUAUUCCGAUCUGGAAAUUACAUUUGUGAUUGUCCCUCUGGCUAUGGAAGACUGCCAGAUGGUCGAUGUUUGGUUAUAAAUGAAUGCAGCGACAACAGACUCAACAAUUGUUCUCCGGAUGCUGAUUGUAUCGACCAAGUAAGUGAAGUAAUCUUGUUUUUACAUUUGAUUAUUAUUUUUAGUUAAUUUUAAUAUUUUAGGCCGAAGGAUUUUCAUGUCAAUGUAAAACCGGAUUUGCUGACAUUUCCCCUGAGGGUCAAGCUGGUCGAAUCUGCAAGAAAAGAGUAAAUGAAUGCAACACUCCUCGGGAAUUCAAUGUGGAUUGUGAUUCAAAUGCAGUUUGCGUGGACACAGAUGAAGGAUUUUCAUGUCGUUGUCGCCCCGGCUUUGCUGAUAUAUCAGAAGUUUUUAAUCGACUUCCUGGCCGUCAUUGUGUGGAGGCCAUCAAUGAAUGUCUCGAUGACAAGCUGAAUGACUGUUCAGAGAAUGCACUGUGCGAGGAUGUGAAGGAAGGAUAUCUUUGUUCUUGCAAGUCUGGCUUUAUUGAUGCCUCCAGUAAUAUAACCCAUUAUCCUGGAAGAGUUUGUGUCAAGCCGAAUGAAAAUUCCUUCGAACUUCACGAGAGUUUCUCCCACGAUUCUUGUGAUGUCGCUAAUCCAAAAUGUGGUCAAAAUGAAGCUUGCACGGAUCAGAAAACAAAAGGAGAAUUCGUUUGUGAAUGUGCCAAGGGUCAUUUCCGAUAUCAAGAUGGAACAUGCAGACUCCUCUCGGCCUGUGAAUCUCUUAAUACCUGUGAUAAGAAUGCUCUGUGUGUGAAUGUGUUGGAUAAUUAUGAUUGCCAGUGUCGUCCCGGAUAUUUUGAUAUCUCUCCAGACUCCGAGAAAGAGCCUGGACGGAAAUGCAAAGAAUGUAAGCAGAGUUACCGGGAAUGGAGAUUCUAAUUGACCCAUUUUUCAGUGGUCAAUGAGUGCGCGACCAACCUCCAUGACUGUUCCCCAUUCGCUGAGUGCUUGGAUGCAACGAAUGGCUACGCUUGCCAAUGUUCAGAGGGUUUCGUGGAUACGUCAUCACAAUUCGGUCUUUUACCUGGGAGAAAGUGCAGUAAUGGUAUGUUUUUAGGGGAGGGGAUUGCUUCUCAAGUCUUUUUUACAGUCAUAUCGUUUUUUCUGACGAUCACGGACGGAAAUCCGGCUUUUGUUUGUAGUUAUAGUAAAGAAGAGAAGGAGCGAAAGGGAACUGUCGAAUUUUAUUUCCCCAUAGAAUACUUCAAAGAAAGGGGAGUUGACCCAUCGUAACACACAUCUAUGUCGUGACUGUAAAGCUUCUUAUACAACCCUAGCAUUUGAAACCCCUUGUAAAAACUUGAAUUUAUGUUUUUACAGCCUCCAACGAGUGUAUCGACAAGUCCUUGAAUACCUGCGAUGAGAAUGCGGAUUGUAUAGACACCCCUGAGAGUUAUACAUGUCAGUGCAUCCCCGGUUACAUCGAUGUUUCCUCUUCUGCCAAUCUGCCACCAGGGCGAGUAUGCACUGUGCAGACGACUUGCCCCAAACAGAAGACUGACCUCGUAUUUUUGGUUGAUGGGUCCGGCUCUAUUGGAUCUUACGUCUUUAAACACGAAGUCCUGAGAUUUGUCAGAGAAUUUGUUGAAUUAUUUGAAAUUGGAUUGGAUAAGACAAGAGUCGGCUUCAUCCAGUACUCAGAUCAGAUCAGACAUGAAUUCGAUCUAAAUCAAUACACAAACAAAGACGAUCUUCUGAAGGCAAUUACAUCCACACAAUACCUGACUGGACUCACCAGGACUGGUGCAGCAAUCCAGCAUAUGGUGGUUGAAGGUUUUGCCGAACGAAGAGGGGCCCGUCCCAUUUCGAAAGACGUCAGCCGAGUCGCCAUUGUCAUCACCGAUGGCCGAAGUCAAGACAAUGUAACCCGACCUGCCCAGGACGCCAGAAAUGUAAAUGUGAACAUGUUUGCGAUUGGAGUGACCGAUCACGUGCUGGCUUCUGAGUUGGAGUCAAUUUCUGGGGCACCAAAUAGAUGGUUUUACGUGGAUCGUUUCAAGGAUUUGGACACUAGACUGAGAUCUCUGAUCCAAAAAGCUGCUUGUCCAACCCCUGAACCAGAACCAAAGAGUAACGGAAAGUGUAAUUCUUUGACUCAAAUUGGAUGUAAUCGAGCUCUGAAUGAGAUCUGUGUGGAUGAAAAGAGUGUGAGCAAGUGCAAGUGUGAUUCUGGAUUCCAAAGACAUCCAUUAACUCACAUUUGUGGCGGUGAGCUCUGCAAUCCUCAGAUCCCGACUUCUUGUCCCAAUCAGGAGAUCUGCGAGAAGACUCACUUCGGCAAUCAUCGAUGCAUCUGUCCUCCCAACUUUGCUCGAGAUAUGAGAUCCGGUGUUUGCUGUAAGUCAUUCCGUUUUUUUCUAACUUGUGUGAAUUACAGUAUCCACCAAAGAGAAGCCCCAAAAACCGAUCGAAAUUCUCCCUCAAGUGGAUUGUCAAGUAAAUGGAUGUUAUGGAGAAAAUGAGGAAUGCCGGAAGAGUUUUGGUGGCCAAUAUGAAUGUGAAUGCGGGCUUGGAUUCGAGAGAGAUCCCCACUCUGAUAAAUGCAUCAUCCCUGGUUCUUGUGAUCCUCUGAGUCCAAUCCCCUGCGAUGUGAGGAAGAACGAAAAGUGCCUUCUCCAUUCUUCUGGGCGAUAUCACACCUGCCAGUGCGCUUCUACCGAUAAACGUCACCCGGUCACCGAUAUCUGUCUUCGGAACGAGUGCUUGAUUGGAGAACAUGAUUGCGAUAUAAACGCCCGAUGUAUUGACACCGAUGACUCUUAUCUCUGUGCUUGUCCUUCUGGGUUUAUGGAUAAAUCUAUUGAUCCCAUCCGUCGUCCUGGUCGUCAUUGUGUGGCCGAGCAUAACGAAUGCCUCGAGGGUACCCAUAAUUGCUCUCCUGAUGCCGCCUGCACGGAUACCCCAGAAUCCUUUGUGUGUAGAUGCAAGCCCGGAUACAUUGAUUACUCGCCCAAUCCACAUAUUGCCCCAGGGCUUGUUUGUCGGAAACUGAUCAACGAAUGUUCCCGACCUGAACUAAACACUUGCCAUCCCAAUGCUGACUGUAUUGAUACGGCUGAUUCCUACAAAUGUAGAUGUAAGGAUGGAUUCCAAGAUCUGGAUGAGUUAAAAAAUCCUGGUAGAAAUUGCGAAAAAUUACAUCACAAUGAGAUGUGCACAACCGGAAGGCACACUUGUGACAAGAAUGCACGGUGCAUAGCCCAAGGGGAGAAUGAUUUCACUUGUUCCUGUCCUUCCGGCUUUAAAGAUAAAUCCCCAGAUCCAAUCCGACAGCCUGGAAGAGUCUGUAUUCCUUGUAAGUCUGAUUUUGUUGGAGCAUCUUGUUGAUCUGAUCGCUUUAAAUGAAUUACAUUUUUUUAGUGAUACCUGAGUGUGAUAAUCCGGCCUUGAAUGAUUGUGACUCCCCUGAUCGGGCGCUGUGUACUGAUACGGACGAAGGGUAUCUCUGUAGAUGUCGACAAGGAUUCUUAGACAUUUCGCCCAACAUUGCUCACAAACCUGGGCGAUUGUGCAAAAAACGUAUGUUCUAAAAAUGGUGGCCAAAUUUUAUUCCAAUUAUCUUUAGUCGAGAACGAAUGUGUAACUGGCAACAACGACUGUGCUCGGAAUGGUGGAAUCUGUGAAGAUACACCUGAUGGAUUCAACUGUAGAUGUGGAAUCAAUUAUUUGGAUGUCUCUCCAGAUCGCAGAAACCGACCAGGCCGUAAAUGUAAACGAUGUAAGUUCAUGUUUAAUUAGUCCUGUCUGUUGGCCGAUGCAAAAGAAAAUAAUAUUUUUUAUUCAGUGGUGGAUGAAUGUUCUACCGGCCAAAACGAUUGUUCCCCAGAGGCCACUUGCACUGACACUGAGGAUUCUUAUUUCUGUACUUGCCCGGCCAAUUUCAUCGACGUUUCUACUGAUACUGUCAACAAACCAGGCCGUCGAUGUCUGAAAAGUAAGUUUAAUCCACAGUUAAUUAGUUGUGAUUUGCAGUGAUCAACGAAUGUUCCGAGAAUAAACACGACUGUUCUCCUAAUGCCAAUUGCAUCGAUACUCCCGACUCUUUCCGUUGUGAAUGUCGCGAUGAUUUUGUGGAUGAAAGUGUGGAUCCGACAAGACCUGGAAGAAUCUGUCGUCCAGCUUUGGUGGAUGAAUGCCGUCUUGGAAAACACGAUUGUCAUCAGGAUGCUGUCUGUCAAGAUCUUCCGCAAGGGUACACUUGUCAAUGCAAACCUCAGUUUUUGGACGAAUCUCCGCAUCGAAUUACUCAUCCAGGACGUCUCUGUGUCCCCCGGCCAACCCCCAAACCUGCUGAAUGCAGGUUAGAUUCCACGGAAUCUUGUCGUUUGGAGUUGAAUGAGGUCUGUCGAAUCAUCAACGGCGAUCCGAAAUGCGAUUGUCCUAUGAAUUAUCAGAGGGAUAGUCAAACCAAGUCGUGCACAGUGAUCAACGAAUGUCUUUAUCCUCAACUCAACGAUUGUCAUCCCUCAGCUGAAUGUAGUGACAAGGUCAAUGGAUAUGAUUGCAAAUGUCGUUUUGGAUUCAAAGAUUUGAAUCCCAGUAAACCCGGCCGUUCUUGCCGUCCAUUGGUCAAUGAAUGUCAAUUCCCCCAUCUGAAUGACUGUCAUGUAAAUGCUCAAUGCAUCGACAAAGAAGAAGGAUACGAAUGUAAAUGUAAUGCCGGGUACAAGGAUCGCUCUGUCCAGUUACCUGGUCGAAGCUGUCAAUUAAUGAUCAACGAAUGCGAGAAGCCUUCGUUGAACUCUUGUGAUAAGAAUGCGAUCUGCACGGACCUUGAGGAUGGGUAUGAAUGUCAAUGUAAGAAUGGAUUCUACGAUGUGUCCCCAUCCAUGACUCUCCCUGGUCGCGCUUGUCGUCAACUGAUCAACGAAUGUUCCAGCGAGAAGUUGAAUGAUUGUGAUCGUACGGCCACCUGUACAGACACCAAGGAUUCAUACAUUUGUGAAUGUCCUCCCAAUUCCCGGGAUAUUUCCCCCAAUCCCACUUUCCCCGGUCGUGUGUGCUUAGUCCUGGAGAACGAAUGUGCUACAAGGAAGCACGACUGCGACCCCAAUGCCAUCUGUCAUGACAACGAGCAGUCAUUUACGUGUGAGUGUCCAGCUGGAUUCACCGAUCGAUCCCCCAAUAAACUCAGUCGCCCUGGCCGUUAUUGCGUUCAACUGGUUGAUGAAUGCAAAACUGGACGUCACACUUGCAGUCCUCAAGCCACCUGCAGAGACCUUGAAGAAGGAUAUACUUGCGAAUGUAAGGACGGAUAUGUUGACAGAUCUCCCAACCUCCUUACUCAGCCUGGAAGGGUUUGUGGAACGCCUGAAGUCUGUCCUUCUAAUCAUGAGUGCUCAAGUGCGGCUACUUGUGAGCCCUUGGGAGGCAACGAUUACAAGUGCACUUGUAUACAAGGAUAUCUCGACCAAUCCCCUGAGGGCACUGAAGGAAGAAUUUGCAUACGUAACAACGCCUGCAGAGAUUCACGAUUCAAUAAUUGCUCCAGAAACGCGAUUUGUUAUGACGAGCCGAAAGGAUAUAGAUGUGAAUGUAUUCGAGGAUUCAUCGACAAAUCCCCGUCCGGAUCCCAGAAAGGCCGAGUCUGCGAACCACCCCCGCCCCCUCCUCCACCUCCUCGACAUCCUUGUCAAGACCCUGCCCUCAAUGAUUGCCAUUCUACUGGUACCUGUCGCGCCACUGGUCCCACUUCUUACACUUGCCAAUGUCUUUCUGGUUAUGAAGAUCGCUCUCCAGAUGUCAGAUCGAAGCCUGGCCGAGUCUGUGUCCUCACCGAGCCUGUUUGUCUCGAUUCCAGCAAGAAUGAUUGUCAUCCAGCAGCUAUUUGUAGUGAAAGACAAGGAGCCGAUGGUUACACUUGUAGAUGUAGAGAUGGAUAUGUCGAUCAAAGUCCGGACAAGGUCGGAAGACCAGGAAGAAUAUGUGUGGAACAAGUAAACGAAUGUCUUGACAGAAGUUUGAAUGACUGUGAUCCUCUGGCUGUGUGUGAAGAUCUUCCAGAUGGUUAUACAUGCAGAUGUCCCUUGACUUCCAUCGAUCAGUCGCCUGAUAAGAACAGACCUGGAAGGAAAUGUUUUGCUCAAGUCAAUGAAUGCCUGAACCCAUCCAUGAAUAAUUGCUCCAGGUUCGCGAGCUGUAUCGACAAACCCACUGGAUAUGAAUGUAGAUGUAAAGAAGGUUACCAUGACAGUAAUCCUCUCCAUCCCGGCACAACUUGUCAUUACAUCAUCAAUGAAUGUGAAUCUCCAAAUUUGAAUGAUUGUGACAAACAUGCAAGCUGUGUUGAUCUGGCAGGAGGUUACACUUGCAAGUGUAAUUCCCCGUAUCAAGAUGAAGGAACUGCUGAAUUGCCUGGAAGGAUCUGUCGGUUCAACGAAUGCCUCUCCAAGUCAACCAACAAAUGUGAUAAACAUGCUGAUUGUCAAGACACUGCUGAUGGAUAUUACUGCACUUGUAGAGAUGGAUUCUACGACCAAUCUCCCAAUCCGCUAGAGCCUGGAAGAGUGUGUGUUGAGUUCAAAUUGGAUGACGAACCCAAGCAUGUGAGUGUAAAACCGGUCGAGAUCCUCCCCAGCAAAGACGUCACACCUUGUGGUCAUCAACAUUACUGCUCAAGAACUCUGAAUGAAGUCUGUGUGGGUGGAAGCAGCUGUGAAUGUAAACCAGGAGAAGCUCGAAGAUCUUCAGGAAGUAGGUGUCAAGCUGUGGACGAAACUGAACUCACCUUCCGAGUUGUCAGCCAAGGUCAGCGUCCACUGUUCUACAGCAGUGAAUACGGCUCAAACUCCAACGAAGCAUACAUCGAAGUCACCAAGGAGUUUCAACAGGACCUGAGCAAGGCUGUCGGCGGAACAUCGUAUGCUCCUCGAUAUGUGACCACGGAUGUAAAAUACAUUACCCAUCCGAAGACCUUGAAUAGUUCUUGGAACGAUGGAAUUAUUUUUGAAGCAUCGGUGGAUACAAUUGCCUCCAAGAAUAAGGUGGACAAAUGUGAUCUUUGGAAACAACUCAUGGACUCUGUUGGAAGAACGAAUGGCCAGAUUGGUGGGGGCAGACUUCAAGUGGCCGAUGACAUUUAUCUUCUUGAUCCUUGCUACGAACAACCAAUUGGCGAUCAUUGCGGAUCACAACAAUGUAACAGUCAGCUGGGGGAGGUCUGCAUUGCUGACUCGGUUUGCGGCUGCAUCAAUGGAGAGAAGAGAGCCAGUCCUAAGGACAAAUGUAGACCUGUCGAACAUUGGAGUAUCCCCAUGUGGGUUAUCAGAAGACAGCAAAAGAACCUCGUUUACAAUGAGAGCUUUGCCAAUCCUUUGGAUAACGUCCAUAAACAAUAUGCCAAAGGAUUUGAGAGUGGAGUCAUGCAGAGUUACCCUCACACUCCUCUUAACAAUGCUUUUGUCACCGCCGAAGUCAACGAAAUCAUGGAUCCGGCCAGAGUAAAUGCCAGCUGGGACAUGGGAAUCCUUUACAAUUGCACCAUGUACUUCCGAAAGGGAGCUGUCGAGAAUCCUCAUGAUGUCUACAGUAUGCUGGUUGAGUAUAUAAUCAACAGAAAUAAUUACCAAGUCGGACAGAGUGGACUCUACUUGAAUCCUUAUCAGCCAGAUCCAUUCAGUUCAUGUUAUCAAGUGAGUAUUUAUGUUUUAACAGCCUUGCUCAUACAUAUUAUUUUAGAACAAUUGUCAUCCCAAAGGCAUCUGUGUGGAGACGGGUCUUCAUUCCUAUAGAUGCGAGUGUUCCUCUGGAUAUAGAGAUCUUAAUCCCAUUGAUCCUGGCCAUCGAUGUCUCCCCAAUCAUGGCUACAACGAAUGCGAAAGGCCCGAAGAUAACGAAUGUUCGGAGAACGCCAGAUGUAUUGAUCUUGACCAUCUCUACAAAUGUGAAUGCAAUCCUGGAUUUACUGACGCUGCUCCCAAAGGUGGUAUUCCAGGCUCUAUUUGUGUUUUGGAUUACUGUAGUGACGUCAGCUAUUGUCCAAACAACUCGACUUGUGUCAAUCUGGAACAACAAGCAGAAUGUGAAUGUAAUAAUGGAUUUGUGGACAUCAGACAUAGUGAGAGUCGGAUGAGUAUGGGAAUGAGUGCCGACACGCUCUGUCUCAGCCUCAGGGAUGUGGAUGAGUGUGCUCUUGGACUGACCAACUGUUCCGGAGUCGCUGAAUGCACGAAUUUACCUUUGGGAUACUCCUGUAAAUGCCCCAAGAAUUUCAUUGAUGGUAAUCCAGCUGAACCAGGUACUAUCUGUGCUGCGCUAUUGUGUGAUAUGUGUAAUCAACAUGGAGAUUGUGUUCACAAUGCUCUGACCAAGAAUGUGACUUGUGAAUGUGCUGAUGGAUGGACUGGUGAGUUCUGUGAAGUCGCCGCUUCCAGUGUCCCCUUGAUUUUACUCAUCCUGCUCGCCCUGUUGUUCUUGUUACUGACGCUAUGGUAAGUCUCAGUAACCCAAAAAAUGUGCAAAAAUGUCUUUAUUUUUAGUUGUCUGCUCUACUUGUGUACCAAAUGCCAUUGCUUCAAACGUUACCGCGAUCCAUUAACGGCCUACCGCGGAGGUUUCUUUCCUUGGAAUACCCUCGACCAUUCAACUUCCAGUGAAAGUGGAGCUGACUUCAGUGCCUUCUCAGCUGCUGGAGAUCUCUACCAUCACGAUCUUGGUAUUCCUCGACCCAAACUCAAAUCCUCCGGAUCUUCUCAUCAUGUUCUCGAGGCCUCAAGUCAGGAAGCCAAUGCCCAUGCUCUCCAUGAUUAUCUCGGAGAAGGUCUCAGAAUUCCGCGAGCUCGUCUUGGAGACACUUCAUCUCUUGGGUCUGGAUCCAGUGAAUACACCAUCAGAGAAGAGAUCGAACGUCGGGUUGUCACAGAUAUUACAACUACUGAAUUAACCACAAAGAUCGAAGAAGAAGCCAGCUCAGAAGAGGUUGUAGAGACCAAAGAAACCUCAGAAAUCCAAAGGUUUGGAGGUGAGAGCUCACAUUCAGAAGGCCUGAAGACAGAAGGCGCUAAAUCAUCUACAUAUCAAAGUUCUGGGACUACCUUUGCCGGAAGUGUAAGUAACUCUCAGAAAAAUGUAAUUCUUGCGACAGGUGACCAUGAGGGAGAACGGAGCCGAUGAACAGGAACGCGGAGAGAGCGUCGCCGAGUUCUCCAACGGCCACACCAAAGAAUGGCGGUCCCAAUACAAAUCGGGUGACUACAAACACAUGCAAUUAUGA